Messenger RNA from Eimeria necatrix, 3618 nucleotides. RefSeq lists its product as hypothetical. The transcript has 3 exons. The record is from RefSeq and is a predicted model, not a curated record. NCBI's taxonomy places the organism in Eukaryota, Apicomplexa, Conoidasida, Eucoccidiorida, Eimeriidae. Bases 1 to 3618 code for a protein of 1205 amino acids.
AUGUCGAACGUAUUUUCUUUGCUAGGGCUGCAGCGCCAAUCUUAUUUGCAUGGGGACUUUUUAAGUCCCAACUGCACACAAGAAAGCAAUCAACUGGCUGAUAGUGCACUUUCUGCAAGGCCCGGUCUUCUGCAGCCGUGGAGACACAGCAUCCUAUUUCCAUUAAGGGCAGCUGUAUUUGCCUCAGUGUUGGCAAUUGUAUUUCUCGUCUCGUAUUGCUUUAUUUUAAGCUCCAAAGGGAUCCCAUAUCUGAAUGCAGCUCGACGGCUGGCCGCAACUGGGAAAAGGGAGAAGAGUGAAAAUGGGCUGGAAGAUGAAGCCACUCAACAUAACGCCCGGCAGAUGUGCGAAACGGAAUUGUACCAACAGCUUCAUGCAUCGGAUUCUGCACUAUUUUACCCCCAUAUGCAAGAAUUAGAUACUCUAUCAGAGGCAGAAGAACCAGAAAAAAAACGACGGAGAAUGGAAAGCUCAGUGGCUUCAUACAGUCACGAAGGAGUGUCAACUAUUCAGCAGAAGCCGGGCGAUUCAGUAAUGGAUUAUACAAGGACAGCGGUGCCAGCCGGAAACUUAAGCCUACCAUGGUAUGCUCGAAAAAGUGCGGCUGCAAAGAGUAUUUAUGAAGAAACGUCGGCACCGGGUCAGCUGCAUCACGUCGCACGACUGUCUCCCAGUUUAGAUGGCCUCACAGUAUAUGCCCAGCCGCCAAAAGCACAGAAUGAUGGAAGACCUUGCGAAGAUGGGGAGCCGUGGAAGAAGAAACGGGAAACAAUCGAGUCAAACAGUGAGUGGCAGUCCAGAGAAAGCUUCAUCGCUUCAGCCCAAACGCCAGCAGACUCAGCAGAGAGAGCACAACUGGCUGAGGUGCCCGGCCAGCUACAGAAGGAAGGCGUGCCAGGGGCACUGAAUGCAGACGUUGAAGGGCUGGAACUCGCAGACUGGUUACUUGACAUCGCGCAGUCGUCUCAAACCUUAAAUAAUGUCUUGGAGUCUCUGCGGUCCUCCGACCCACAAAUAAGCGAAGCAGUGGAUUACGGUGGUGAUGGCCACCAGAAUUCGGUGGAUGCAUCUAGUAGUGAGUGGCAGUCCGCUGCCAGCCAAACGGUUGGAACUCACCCGUUAAAGAACUUUGCCCAGAUAGCGCAAGCGACCGAACAGCACGAGUUGGUGCGGGAGGCGCACCUGCCAGACGCACUGAAUCCAGAUGUUGAAGGGCUGGAACUCGCAGACUGGAUACUUGGCCUGGCGGAGUCGUCUCAAGCCCAAAAUAAUGGCUCGGGGUCUCUGGAGUCCUCCAAGCCACAAACCAGCGAAGCAGUGGAUUACGAUGGUGGUGUAGGCGAACAGAAUUCGGUAAAUGGAUCUAGUAGUGCGUGGCAGUCCGCUACCAGCCAAACUGUUGGAGCUCAUUCGUCAACGGGUUUUGCACAGCAGGUGCAAGCCAGGGAACAGCACGAGUGGGUGUGGGAGACGCCACUGCCAGGGGCGCUGAAUCCAAAUGUGGAGGGGCCGGGACUCGCAGACUGGAUACUUGGCCUGGCGGAGUCAUCUCAAGCCCAAAAUAAUGGCUCGGGGUCUCUGGAGUCCUCCAAGCCACAAACCAGCGAAGCAGUGGAUUACGAUGGUGGUGUAGGCGAACAGAAUUCGGUAAAUGAAUCUAGUAGUGCGUGGCAGUCCGCUACCAGCCAAACUGUUGGAGCUCAUUCGUCAACGGGUUUCGCACAGCAGGUGCAAGCCAGGGAACAGCACGAGCGGGUGUGGGAGACGCCACUGCCAGGGGCGCUGAAUCCAAGUGUGGAGGGGCCGGGACUCGCAGACUGGAUACUUGGCCUGGCGGAGUCAUCUCAAGCCCAAAAUAAUGGCUCGGGGUCUCUGGAGUCCUCCAAGCCACAAACCAGCGAAGCAGUGGAUUACGAUGGUGGUGUAGGCGAACAGAAUUCGGUGGAUGAAUCUAGGGAGUGGCAGUCCGCUACCAGCCAAACUGUUGGAGCUCAUCCGUCAAUGGAGUUCGCACAUCAGGUGGAGACGAGGGAACAGCACGAGUGGGUGUGGGAGGCGCACCUGCCAGAAGCACUGAAUGCCGAUGCGGAGGGGCUGGAAGUCGCAGACUGGAUACUUGGCCUGGCGCAGUCGUCUCAAGCGCUAAAUAGUGGUUCGGCGUCCUGGCACUCUUCCAGUGUACGGAUCAGUGGAGCAUCUGAUUCUAACAAAGUCGCCAAAUACCAUAAGACUCUGCAGGAGGAUGAGUCGGAUGGUCAGGGGCGCUCUAAACAGCAUUCAGGAUAUGAGAUUGUGGACGCCUCACACGCAGGUUUUUUCGCUGCAGAAAAACACCUGAAUACAUACUCCAUGCAAGAGGUGGCGACAAAUGCAGCAUGCGCGCCAGCAGAUAGUUGUCGUCGUGAUACCGCAAUGGAUGUACCAAAUGCUAUGCAAGUUCAGUCGAUUGCAUCUGGCACGCAGCAGUCUUACAUCGGUUACUCCGAAAGACCUUGCCCGACCCAUUUUAUAGUUCAUUUGGCCACAGAUGGUGCAUUUGCCACUUCGUCAGGCAUGCAAGAGUCUUCUCCGCUAAACGUAACGCCAGUGACGUCUACAAAUGAGCCUUCAGAGAUGGGGCAGCUUCUGCAAUCUUUUCAAGGGGUGCAGGAAGGAAACCACUUUUCUCGUGACGAUGGUUGUGCCAUGCAACAUUAUCCUGGAUACCCAAGAGAGUUUUCCCGACCAGCUGAAAGUCAAGUGGGCAUUUCUCAUGAGCAAGCUACAACAAUCCAGUUAUUUCAAGGCGUCCAACUAGAAAAGCAAAUUCCUUCUCAGGAUAUUCGAACUAUGCAACAGUAUCCUGUCUACUCAAGCGGUGUUUUUGGGCAACCUGAGUUUCAAGUGAACGAAUCUCCCCUCCACGAAUACUUUGCCACAGACCAGGUACUGCCAAUCAUGAGUGCCAAUUCAGCCGCCCUGAUGGGCACCUUCACUUCUUCUGUUCUGAUGGGCAAGAAGGACAUCAAAACACACCCCUUCUUCAGGCUUCCGCCGGUGGCUCCUGGAGCGGUCGUGAGAGAAUUCAGCCACGAUGCUUCACUCCACCUAGGUCGAAAGAAGAUAUUCCCUUUCUACGCCCUUCAGAAUGUGAAAAAUGUGCUGAAGCUACCAAUGCUCCAGUCGCACCACCUAGAGUACCUGAUGAGUUCCGCAGAAGUGCUGGUUGCUUAUGCUUCUCGCUUCAUGAAAAGGAAUGUGAACGAUGUGGUACCGUCCCUCGCAGUCGAGUUUCUAGCGAUUUCUUUGUUAGUAGUUGAUUCUCUAUAUGCUGCAACCCAGAUUUUAGGAGCACAGUCGAAGAGUGAUGAUUGGUGGGAUUCCGUGAUUGAUUCAGUCCCACAUUACGAAGACCCACCUCCAAGUGUUGCAAAAGAUAGAAGAGCGAGAAAAAAUGUCGAGUUGGCGCAAUUACUACGUGAAAUGCUGCAGUUUUACAAAAAGAAAAUUCGUCCCCCGCCUGAAUUGUUGGUUCCCUUAAAGCAAUGCAUGUUUUGCACAGCCGCAAUCCCUAGGCUCCGCAAAAGCAAGUGGACUGAAUGGGAGGAAGAUGAUCAUCAGUGGCGUAACUCUUCAUGA